AUGUGCAAGAGCAGAGGCCUGCCUCUCGUUGGUCAGCGCGCGAAGCUGCGCACGGUGCACAAUCCGGACUUUGGAGACUUGGGAGUGCCCCAGCCUCUGCCCUUCUGUGAGUUUGACAUGGGAGGACCAGAGGGGAUAGUGGAGUCUCAUCAGAUCACCAGAGAUGGAAAAGCUUUAGCUACAGAGGCUGUGGACUGCAAAUGGUUCAUCCGCGCUCCGCCACGCUCCAAGAUCUACCUGCGUUUCCUGGACUAUGAGAUGCAGAACAGUAAUGAGUGUAAGCGUAACUUUGUGGCGGUGUACGACGGCAGUGCGUCCGUAGAGGACCUGAAGAACAAGUUCUGCUCUACGGUGGCCAACGACGUGAUGCUGGUGUCCACCACGGGGGUGAUCAGGAUGUGGGCCGACCAGGGAAGCCGCCGGAGCCGCUUCAGAAUACUCUUCACCACCUUCCAAGAACCUCCAUGCGAGGCGGAUGCCUUCUUCUGUCACAGUAACAUGUGCAUCAACAACACCCUGGUGUGUAACGGCAUUCAGAACUGUGUCUACCCCUGGGAUGAGAAUCACUGUAAAGAGAAGAGGAAAGCCAAUAUCCUGGACAACCUGAACAACACCAACGGCACCAUUAUCGGCGUCACCUGUUGUAUCGUCCUCAUCCUCCUCAUUGUGUCCGUCAUCGUUCAGAUCAAACAGCCCAGGAAGAAGUACAUCCUCCGGCGCGAGGACUUUGACCCCACCAUGUUCCAGGAGGUCUUCGAGCCGCCGCACUACGAGCUCUGCACGCUACGGAGCGCCACACACGCCACUGCAGCCUCCGCAGACCUAGUCGACCUGGCAGAGGACUUCGAGAACUACCACGCUCUCCGCCGCUCAUCCUCACGCUGCGUCCAUGACCACCACUGUGGCUUCGCCUCCAACCCGGGCUCCGCCCACCUGUCCCAGCUGUCACUCAGUGGGCGGGGUAGCCGCGGCAACCUGAGCACACGCGAGACCCUCCUCACGGACCUUCCACCACAGCCGGUACGGCCGCUGCUGCCCAGCGUUGCCACAGGGAACCGGCGCAGCAUACUGGUGAUGAAGCACAGCUACUCACAGGAAGCGGCCGACAACGGGUGCGACCUCGAUGACGACCUGGAAGAGGUUCCCACAACGAGCCACCGACUGUCGCGUCACGAGAAGGCAGUCCAGCGACUUCUUGAGAAUAGUGCAAUCCUGGAUCAGUACGAACGGGCUUCAAUGAAAUAUGAAAAUACGGACCGGAGAUUCACAUCAGCAUAAUGGCGAUGGUGAUGGUGAUGAAGGACUUAUGGAAAUAGAGAAUAUGAAAUAUGUAACAAACUGGAAGAAAGUAGCUACAGUGAUAAAAACAAUUGCCUGUGUAUAGACUGGCUUAAAAUAAUUGAAACUUGAAUUUAAGUAGGCUUCUAAUCAGACCCACUAUUGUCACUUCAGAUUUUGUAAUCUUAUUGACUGGACAUUAACAUGGUACAUUAUUAUCAAACAAAACAUUGGAUGAAUAUCUACAUUGUGAGAUGCAAGUUUGUUGCUCAAAAUCAUCAAUGGACUAUUGUGAUUAGAAAACCUUCCUCCGUUCAAUGUUUAGAGCAUGUGAUUUUGUAGGAUUUUUGCAGCAUAUUAUAAAUGGUAUUUUGGGGUAUCAAUGCUUGCAAUUUUUCAGUUUGAGGAAAGAUGUAACAUUUAUCAGUAAUAAUUAGGCAAUAAAGCCUAGUCAGUAACUAACCUCAGUGUAAUUAGCCCUCUCUGAAUAAAAAAAAACAACUUUAUAUGAUAAUUGAAAAUGCUAUGGUAUGACUUGUGCAUGCUUUUUAUAUCCAUUAAAACAUGAACAAACUAACAUGUAGAUUGAAAGUCAUCCACUAAUGCACUACAUGCAUCUCAGUUAUAAAUAAGUUCACUAUAACAUAAACAAAGGAAAUCUAUCCAUAAAAGUAUUGUGAGUGGUAUUAAUUGAUUGCAUGCUAAUUCAACUAAAUUGAAAGUCAAAUGUCAAUACAAAACUAAUCUUUAACAUUUUCAUUUUCAAAUGUUGAUUCCUCUCACAAAUUAAAAAAAAAAAUCAAAGUUUAGUUAUUUAUUAUUUGACAUAAACAAUGUAAAUUCAGUUGAUUUGUCACACCCUCUCUUUUCGUAGCCUGUAAUCUUUGUACUCAGACUUUUCUACUGGGGGUAUUUGAAAAGAGGAGACUUUUUAAAGACAUUAAUAAUACUGUUCAGGACUGAUUUUAUGAAUGCUUUGUAAGAAAAUAAACAAUAAAGCUUAAUA
Oncorhynchus masou masou (cherry salmon) is the source of this 2284-nucleotide messenger RNA. RefSeq names its product neuropilin and tolloid-like protein 1. The record is from RefSeq and is a predicted model, not a curated record. Gene Ontology annotation, molecular function: ionotropic glutamate receptor binding. The coding region runs from base 1 to 1278 and encodes 425 amino acids. Lineage: Eukaryota; Metazoa; Chordata; Actinopteri; Salmoniformes; Salmonidae. Gene Ontology annotation, cellular component: postsynaptic density. Gene Ontology annotation, biological process: positive regulation of excitatory postsynaptic potential. The transcript is spliced from 7 exons.